Molecule: messenger RNA, 1736 nt
Organism: Caenorhabditis angaria
Lineage: Eukaryota; Metazoa; Nematoda; Chromadorea; Rhabditida; Rhabditidae
Source: the annotation of a GenBank genome assembly
AUGUUGAUACUUUAUCUAUUAUUUAUUGGUGUUUGUUUGGGCGCUAAAAAUAAGCAACAACAUGCUGAUGAGCAAGUUAUUCGCGCGGAGAAAAAUAUUCCAAUUCAUGAUCCACGUCCUUUGAAACAUUCGGAAAUUCAGGAUGGUGAUGAACUUCUGAUGUCUCAAGUUGUAAGUUUAGAAUCUUUUCUUGAAGGGGAACUGUUUCAACUGUGAACCUCUGUAUAUUUUCUGAAAGAUUCUGAAGACGCCUAAGCUAAAAAUCAAAAUAGGAAAUAUGAAUUUCAUAGGUGUGGCGUCACGGUGAUCGAGCCCCGGUUGGAAAUUAUCCAACAGAUCCACAUGGCGAAAAUGUUUGGCCAAAUGGUUGGGGAGAAUUAACACAACUUGGAAUGAGACAACAAUACGCGCUUGGAAGACUUCUCUAUAAAAAAUAUAUCAAUUCUUCGCAACCACUUUUGAGUAAAAACUAUAAUGCAAAAGAGGUUUAUAUUCGAUCAACUGAUGUGAAUCGAACACUCAUUUCAGCAUUAUCGAAUUUAGCAGGAAUGUUUGAAAAUGGAGAAGCGGGACAUGAUUAUCCGGAUAAUCCACGUUGGCCAGUUGGAUGGACACCGAUUCCUGUUCAUACUGUUGCGGAAAAAGAUGAUCCGGUCAGAUUAAUAACAGUAUUAUUUUGAAAAUAUAUUAAUUAUUUUAACCGUUUAGAUUGGAAACGUAUUUGCUCCAUGUCCACGAGCUGAUGAGCUUACAACUGGAAUUUACAAUGGGCCAGGAUGGUUGAAAUUUGUUGCAGAUAAUCAGAAAUUCCUCGACUUUCUUACUGAAAAAUCAGGAAAAGUUGUGAAGAUGAAUGAGAUUUAUACAAUUAAUGAUGUUCAUUACAUCGAGGUAUCUACACAGUUUUUGUAGGAAAAAUAUAACCAAAACCGUUUUCAGAAGCUCUAUAACUUGUCACAACCAGCUUGGUUGACUGAAGAAGUUGAGACCAAGUUGAGAGAUCUUUCACAAAUCUCAACACGAUAUUUGUUUGGAAUUGGAGAUCCGUAUGUUCCAGAACUUAUUCGACUUCGUGGUGGACCAUUGUUGAAAACUAUUAUUGAUAAAAUGAAUCAGAAAAUCAGUUGUUUGAAAAAACUAAACAAUGGAGAAGAAUGUUCGUGGAUUUCGAAAUUGAAAUAUCACGCAUAUUCUGCUGUAAGUAUUUGUGUUGUGUUCUUAUCAAAUUUAUAAGUUGUUAUCACUGAACUGUAUCAUUUUUCAGCAUGAUACAACAGUUUAUGCAUUUUUGACAACUUUUGGAGAUGAGGAGAAAGUUAUUAUUGGUGGAAUGCCUCAUUAUACAGCUUCGGUUGCUGUGGAAUUGUGGAAUUUGAAAAAUUCAGGACCAUCUGUUAGAGUAAGUUGAGAUAGACUUCUUUUUAAAAACAAAAAUUUUCAAAAUUUUCGAAUUAUCACACAAAAUUGGUGUUUUCAAGCUUCGGAGGAAGACUAAUCAAAACCAAAAACUAUGAAAUUCAAAUUCGAAAUUGUUUCAGGUUUUAUUCCACAGUGCUUUCCAUCACACUUAUCACGUCAUAACACAUUUGGCAAAAGGUUGCCCACAAAACAGCGAAUUCUGCUCAUUGAGAACUUUCCAAGAGAGAAGUUUGAAAUUUUUGCCAACAAACUUGGAAAAAGAAUGUCGCUCAUCGCAAGAAUUGAAGAAAAAGAAUCGAACUUCUUGGAAUAAUUGA